AUGAACGUAGAUCCUCACUGUUCUAGAUGUGGAGCGAGUGUCGAGAGCCCUGACCACAUCAUAUUACACUGCCCUUUCACAAAAGCAGCUUGGUUUGGCAGCCUGUUAGCAUUUCGGGUUCCUGCUGAUGAUCAGUUCUCGAUUCAAGAUUGGAUUGAAGGCUGGCAUGAAUGGGGUAAAGUAGGGAAGAAGAGAUUCAAGGAACUCAGCUGUUACUGCACCUUUCUAGCCUGGUCACUUUGGUUGGCUCGCAAUGCGCUUAUGAUGGGUAGGGCCAAAAUGAAACCUCAGGAGGUCCUUCAAGCAGCUGCAACUGCAUACCAUGAGUUUCUAAACUGUCUCAGUCCUCCCCACUCGCAGGACCGUAGGCCCAACCCUAUGACCAGCAGUAUCGCUGCCUGGCAACCACCACAACGGCCUUUCAUUUUACUGACCACUGAUGCGUCUUGGUCUUCAGACCAAAAGGUGUGUGGCCUUGGGAUUAUUCUUAGGGACUCUCAUGGGGCCCUGGUAUUUGCUAAAACUGAGAUCAACAGCUUUGACAGUAUUGUGUUGGGGGAAGCUCUUGCAAUUAGACUUGGACUUCUUGAGGCAAUCUCUGAGGAUGUGCAGUUUCUGAAGGUGGAAUCGAAUAACCAACAGGUCAUUUCAUACAUAAACAACAAGAACAAGCUAGCUCCACUCACUCUUCAACCUGUGAUCGCAGAUAUUCUGCAUGUUGCUACGUACUUUAGUGAAUGUGUUUUCACUUUUAUUCCUAGAGAGGCAAAUGUAGUUGCCGACUCUCUAGCUAGGAAGGCCUUGUCUACGAUGCGUACGACAGUGUGGCCGCUUUCCACUCCGUGGUUAAAGGAGAUGUGUAAUCUUCCAACCAUGUGCUCUUCGCAUCUUAAUGAAUAG
Telopea speciosissima is the source of this 900-nucleotide messenger RNA. RefSeq lists its product as uncharacterized. NCBI's taxonomy places the organism in Eukaryota, Viridiplantae, Streptophyta, Magnoliopsida, Proteales, Proteaceae. Bases 1 to 900 code for a protein of 299 amino acids. The record is from RefSeq and is a predicted model, not a curated record. Gene Ontology annotation, molecular function: RNA-DNA hybrid ribonuclease activity; nucleic acid binding. The transcript has a single exon.